GACCAGUGCGUCACGUGACCGGUCAGUCGGCGUCCUCUUCGCUGGGUGGUGUAGACUGUGCGCUGACCCGGCGGCCCUGUGGCGUCCGGCCUGUGUCAUGCAGGAAGCGGGCGGCGCGUGGAGCUCGGCGCCCACCUGAGCUGCUUGCGCCGAGGAGCGGCGUGGCGUGGCGGGAGGGGAGCUGCGCGCGCCCGGCCGCCGCCAGGGGUGUGGCCGCUCGGGAGGCCGCGACAGCUUGAAGUCAAUGGCCCAAAAUGACUCUGCUGGUGGAGACUCAGUUCCGUAAGGAGAAAGACCAGGUCAGAGGCUGGGAUGAGCAUGCCACUGCACCAGAUCUCUGCCAUCCCUUCUCAGGACGCCACUUCCGCUAGAGUCUACAGGAGCAAGACCAAAGAUAAGGAGCUGGAGCAGAAUGAGAAGACUUUGGGACAUUCCAUGAGUCAUCCAAGCAACAUUUCUAAGGCUGGGAGUAGUCCUCCAUCCACGACGGCGCCAGUGUCUUCCUUCCCUCGCUCCUCUGUCACACCGUCCAACCAGGACAUCUGCAGUUCCAGUGCAGUGUUUUCUGAGUGUUGUCACUACAGUCCCGUGCAGUCUGCUGUUGUCUUGAAAGCUCCUCCAUACCAGAGUUCUCUGACACAAGGGCUCACUGUGACAGUUAUCUGUAAAGACACAUUGCAGGCAACAAAGAGAAAUCCCUUUGGUUCAGACCAGGACCAAGCUUUGAGGCCUGCUAAGAAUACCAAGGCAAGAAGAGCACUCAGAUUCUCAAAGUCACUAAGUGAUGUGGGUGAGAAGACCCAGGAUGCUUUCGAGAGCUUUGACUAUAUGGAAAGAACAUGUUCUGAAGGGAAAUUGGUGCUCCCUCAAGGCCCAUCUCUCAAAAAGAACAGGCUCCAUCAUGAAAAAAGAGCAGAGCACUGCCCACCCUUCGGUCAUUCCAAACACUCUCGAGUCUUAGCCCUCCCCACCAACCAUUCAGUUGCCUCAAAGAGGGAAGCUGGCAAGGGGAGUGUGCGCAUCCCACUUUUGGAGGAGAAAGCUGAUGGCGAGACCAGGUUGAGAAGCCAACGACUGCUCCGGUACCUGUUCUCACUCUCCCGUGGCUCAAGUGCCAGCAGCCUGCAUAGGUUCCAUGAGCUGGAGAGCCAUGCCAGCCAUCUGUAUACUGCCAAGUCCUCCAGCUGGCUGGCAGGGAGCACGGACUUCUGUUCUGAUGAAAUGGGAGAUGACGACGUCUUUGAGGACACAACGUCUGUCAAACUGAAGAGCAGGGUCCUGCGUGCACCCCUCUGCUCAGUAGAGAAGGACAGUGACCUGGAUUGUCCUUCUCCACUCUCUGAAAAAUGCACCCCCAUCUCUCCUGUGUCCACCUCAGGGGAUGCCUGCAGGAUCUGCCACUGUGAAGGAGAUGACGAGAGCCCUCUGAUCACCCCCUGUCACUGCACAGGAAGCCUCCAUUUUGUGCAUCAGGCUUGCCUGCAGCAGUGGAUCAAGAGUUCUGACACGCGCUGCUGUGAGCUCUGCAAGUACGAGUUCAUCAUGGAGACCAAGCUGAAACCUUUGAGGAAAUGGGAGAAGUUGCAAAUGACUGCCAGUGAGCGCAGGAAGAUCAUGUGUUCAGUGACGUUCCAUGUCAUUGCUAUCACCUGUGUGGUGUGGUCCUUGUAUGUGCUCAUUGAUCGCACAGCAGAGGAGAUCAAGCAGGGUCAGGUGACAGGAAUCCUGGAGUGGCCUUUCUGGACUAAGCUGGUAGUUGUGGCCAUCGGCUUCACCGGAGGUCUUCUCUUUAUGUAUGUUCAGUGCAAGGUGUACCUACAAUUAUGGAAAAGACUCAAGGCUUACAAUAGAGUGAUCUAUGUGCAAAACUGUCCAGAAACAAGUAAAAAGAAUAUUUUUGAAAAGUCUGCACUAACAGAGCCUGCUCUUGAAAAUAAAGAAGGACAUGGGAUGUGUCGUUCCACCACAAACUCUUCUUGCACAGAGCCUGAGGACACGGGAGCAGGAAUUAUUAACGUCUGAUGCUGUGCAGGGUGCCAUUUCCUUGACGUCCACUACGAGCUGAAGGAAUUUGUUUACUGCCAAUUGUGUUCCUUCCUUCUGUCAUUUAAUAGCAUAGACUGGGCAGGUGACUAUUUAUAGUGGCCUCUCUUUUUCUCAACCUUCCUUGGUGUGGUUAUCCUAGAAUUCCUGUGAGGCAGGUGCCACUGGGGCCCAUUCUGCCAGGGUUCUCUAUGAGCUGGGAAGGUGGGAGAGCCCGUGUAUCCAUGCGGAGCUGGCUGAGUUCCAGCCUCUGGUCUUGAGAAGACUAAGGAAAUACAGAGUUAAGCCAGAAGACAGAGCAGCAUGGAGGAGACUGGUGGAGAGCAAAGCAGCAUGGUCCUGGAGGGCUGCUG
Molecule: messenger RNA, 2396 nt
Organism: Acomys russatus (golden spiny mouse)
Lineage: Eukaryota; Metazoa; Chordata; Mammalia; Rodentia; Muridae
Gene: Marchf8
Product: membrane associated ring-CH-type finger 8
Exons: 8
Coding region: 313-2022 (569 amino acids)
Biological process (GO): immune response; protein polyubiquitination; antigen processing and presentation of peptide antigen via MHC class II
Cellular component (GO): cytoplasm; early endosome membrane; lysosome
Molecular function (GO): MHC protein binding; zinc ion binding; ubiquitin protein ligase activity
Source: RefSeq, a predicted model, not a curated record